AUGCAUGAUCGAAUUAAUGACAAUCCUGUUUCUAAAAGUGGAAGUUACUGUUCUAAAAUAAUAACUGCACAGCAUCCUCUGCCCAACCAAUCAGAAUGUAGGAAAAUCUACAGAUAUGACGGAAUCUACUGUGAAUCUACCUACCAGAACUUACAAGCCUUGAGAAAGGAGAAAUCCCGAGAUGCUGCUCGCUCCCGCCGGGGAAAAGAAAAUUUUGAGUUCUAUGAAUUGGCCAAGUUGUUGCCACUUCCUGCAGCCAUCACCAGCCAGCUUGACAAGGCCUCCAUCAUUAGACUUACAAUUAGCUAUCUGAAAAUGAGGGACUUUGCUAACCAAGGGGACCCUCCGUGGAACUUGAGAAUGGAAGGCCCUCCACCUAACACUUCAGUAAAAGUUAUAGGUGCACAACGAAGGCGAAGUCCCAGCUCACUAGCCAUUGAAGUAUUUGAAGCACAUUUGGGAAGUCACAUUUUACAGUCCCUGGAUGGAUUUGUAUUUGCACUAAAUCAAGAAGGAAAAUUUUUGUACAUUUCUGAGACUGUCUCCAUCUACCUAGGCCUCUCACAAGUGGAGCUGACAGGAAGCAGUGUCUUUGACUAUGUCCACCCUGGGGACCAUGUGGAAAUGGCAGAGCAGUUGGGCAUGAAGCUCCCGCCUGGGCGGGGUCUCCUCUCACAGGGCACCGCUGAGGAUGGAGCCAGCUCAGCAUCUUCCUCCUCUCAGUCAGAGACUCCUGAGCCAGUGGAGUCAACAAGCCCCAGUCUGCUAACCACUGACAACACCCUUGAGCGUUCCUUUUUCAUCCGAAUGAAAUCAACUCUGACCAAACGUGGCGUGCAUAUCAAAUCAUCAGGAUAUAAGGUGAUUCAUGUAACAGGCCGGCUACGUCUGAGAGUCUCACUGUCUCACGGGAGGACUGUCCCUAGCCAAAUCAUGGGUCUUGUGGUUGUGGCUCAUGCCUUGCCUCCCCCUACAAUCAAUGAAGUCAGGAUCGACUGCCAUAUGUUCGUCACACGAGUAAAUAUGGACCUCAAUAUCAUUUACUGUGAAAAUAGGAUUAGUGAUUAUAUGGAUCUGACUCCUGUUGACAUUGUAGGCAAGAGAUGCUACCACUUCAUUCAUGCCGAAGAUGUUGAAGGCAUCAGGCACAGUCACUUGGACCUGCUGAAUAAGGGUCAGUGUGUGACGAAGUAUUACCGUUGGAUGCAGAAGAAUGGAGGAUAUAUUUGGAUACAAUCUAGUGCCACAAUAGCUAUUAAUGCCAAGAACGCAAAUGAGAAGAAUAUCAUCUGGGUGAAUUAUCUACUUAGUAAUCCUGAGUACAAGGACACACCGAUGGACAUUGCACAGCUUCCUCAUCUACCCGAGAAAACCUCCGAAUCCUCAGAAACCUCUGACUCUGAGUCAGACUCAAAAGACACCUCAGGUAUUACAGAGGACAAUGAGAACUCCAAGUCUGACGAAAAGGGAAACCAGUCCGAGAACAGCGAAGACCCAGAGCCGGAUCGAAAGAAGUCGGGCAAUGCGUGCGACAAUGACAUGAACUGCAAUGAAGAUGGCCACAGCUCCAGCAACCCAGACAGCCGCGACAGUGAUGACAGCUUUGAGCACUCGGACUUUGAGAACCCCAAGGCAGGCGAAGACGGCUUCAGCGCGCUGGGCCCUAUGCAGAUCAAAGUGGAGCGCUACGUGGAGAGCGAGUCGGACCUGCGGCUGCAGAACUGCGAGUCGCUCACAUCCGACAGCGCCAAGGACUCGGACAGCGCAGGCGAGGCGGGCGCACAGGCCUCCAGUAAGCACCAGAAACGCAAGAAGAGGCGGAAAAGGCAGAAGUGCGGCAGCACCAGCCGCCGCCGCCUGUCCAGCGCCUCGAGUCCCGGGGGCCUGGAUGCGGGCCUGGUGGAGCCCCCGCGGCUACUGUCCUCCCCCAACAGUGCCUCCGUGCUAAAGAUCAAGACUGAGAUCUCGGAACCCAUCAACUUCGACAAUGACAGCAGCAUCUGGAACUACCCACCCAACCGGGAGAUCUCCAGGAACGAAUCUCCCUACAGCAUGACCAAGCCCCCGGCCUCCGAACACUUUCCGUCCCCCCAGGGCAGCGGCGGUGGCGGCAGUGGCGGUGGCAGUGGGUUGCACGUGGCCAUCCCCGACUCGGUCCUCACGCCGCCAGGCGCUGAUGGCGCAGCAGCCCGCAAGACACAGUUCAGCUCCUCGGCCACCUCGGCCUUGGCCCCUGUCGCCUCUGAUCCGUUGUCGCCCCCACUCUCAGCGUCCCCGCGGGACAAACACCCAGGGGGUGGCGGCGGGGGUGGCAGCGGGGGCGGUCCCAGCGCCUCCAACUCCUUGCUGUACACUGGGGACCUAGAGGCACUGCAAAGGUUGCAGGCGGGCAACGUGGUGCUGCCACUGGUUCACAGGGUGACCGGGACCCUGGCCGCCACCAGCACGGCUGCACAAAGAGUCUACACCACAGGCACCAUCCGCUAUGCACCUGCCGAGGUGACCCUGGCCAUGCAGGGCAACCUGCUGCCCAACGCGCAUGCUGUUAACUUCGUGGACGUUAACAGCCCCGGCUUUGGCCUUGACCCCAAGACGCCCAUGGAGAUGCUCUACCACCACGUGCACCGGCUCAACAUGUCUGGACCCUUCGGCAGUGCUGUGAGCGCGGCCAGCCUGACGCAGAUGCCCGCUGGCAAUGUGUUCACCACGGCUGAGGGACUCUUCUCCACGCUGCCCUUCCCAGUCUACAGCAACGGCAUCCACGCCGCACAGACUCUGGAGCGCAAGGAAGACUGAGGCGCAGCCCAGCAAUGCGCAGGGCUCCACUCGGAGGCAUCGUCGGCGUUUUCCUUUAGACCUUUAAUUCUAGCACUUUGAAUUUGAGCAGGUCAGCAUCUUCUCUCAACACGAUGGUCACCAUUUCCAUCCCCCUUUCCUUUAACUUGACUUUUCUUUUGU
Messenger RNA from Chrysochloris asiatica (Cape golden mole), 2958 nucleotides. RefSeq names its product neuronal PAS domain protein 3 (gene NPAS3). Bases 1 to 2796 code for a protein of 931 amino acids. Lineage: Eukaryota; Metazoa; Chordata; Mammalia; Afrosoricida; Chrysochloridae. Gene Ontology annotation, molecular function: DNA-binding transcription factor activity, RNA polymerase II-specific; protein dimerization activity; RNA polymerase II transcription regulatory region sequence-specific DNA binding. The record is from RefSeq and is a predicted model, not a curated record. The transcript is spliced from 13 exons. Gene Ontology annotation, biological process: regulation of transcription by RNA polymerase II.